This is a messenger RNA of Esox lucius (northern pike), 4639 nucleotides long. RefSeq names its product BCL2 associated athanogene 5 (gene bag5). Gene Ontology annotation, cellular component: nucleus; cytoplasm; cytosol. NCBI's taxonomy places the organism in Eukaryota, Metazoa, Chordata, Actinopteri, Esociformes, Esocidae. Gene Ontology annotation, molecular function: adenyl-nucleotide exchange factor activity; protein-folding chaperone binding. The coding region runs from base 597 to 1970 and encodes 457 amino acids. The transcript has 3 exons. The record is from RefSeq and is a predicted model, not a curated record. Gene Ontology annotation, biological process: protein stabilization; regulation of inclusion body assembly; negative regulation of protein ubiquitination.
UUAAAUUUUGGCCUUUAUGUAAUAACACUGCAUGUUAAAGGUGAGAUGUAUAUUUGCUUUGGGACUUUUGAUAUACCUUUUUGAUAAAAGCUUUACGUUUCACCCAACGUUGAAGUCUGCAUAGUGGUGAAACAUCCUCUAGAUGGGGCUAUAGGGUGAUUUUGAGAGUAGCUUCAACCCAGUGUCCCUCGCGCUCUUUGGCUGUUCUGAGGACAUUUUUACUUCUGGGUCUGAGUUGUUUAUCUAGUUGUCCAUUUCCCCCUUUUUUUUUUACCUGAAUCAAAACAUGUCUGUGACCGAUUUCAAAUAUUUCAAGCUGCUCUUACCACUUGGGAUAAAUUCUUUCUCCUGUGGUUUGAAAAACAAUCUAUUGACUACCCCUACAGCAUAUGCAAGUUAAAUCAUGUUAUCUACAUUGCUAGAGUCUGCGUUGCUUUUGAGGCCCUCCAAAAACUGCGUUGCGUAGAAGCCCUGCCCAUUUUAUGACAAAACAACCCUGGCUCCGUUCGCAUUAAGUAUAUCUGAAAUUUAACAGAAAAUACCUGGCAGAGAACAACCUGUGCUUGUUCGGGAAGCCCUUUGAUGGUGGAAAGAGGAUGGACCAUGGGAGCCAGCAGCAGCAACAACAACAGCAGCAGCAACACCCAGCCAUGAUGCGUCUCUAUGAGGUCCAGCGAGAGGUCCAGUCCCUGGGCCCUCAGGUGUGCACCUUCAGUGGGCUGAAGAACGAGCGGGAGUACCGGAGGCUGGAGCGUGAGCUGACCCGGUUGCUCCUGGAGGUGGACCAGGUAGACACGGAGGGCAGGGCAGACCUACAGGGUGCGCGUAAAAGAGCAGCCCAGGAGGUGGAGGGACUGCUGCGCUACCUAGAGGAGAACGCCACCCACCCAUCCCGUCUGGCUAUCGAGGAACUGAGCCGGGAGGCCCAGAGAUUGGUGGAGCAGGGUGUGGUGGAGCCACAGCGUGCCGGGGGGACAGCAGAGAUCAGCGACGAACUGGUGGAUGCUGUGCAGGAGCUCAUACUGAAGCUCACCCAGGUGAAAACCGGAGGGAGGGUGCCUCUCCGCAAGGCUCGCUACCGGGCCCUGACACGACUGUGUGCUGUGCAGGACGUAAUCGAGGGACGCACACGCCAGCAGACCCUUCCCCUCCCCCUGUCAGAAGAUACACACGCAGCCGUGCAGAAGAUCAACCAGAUAAUGGUGCAGGUGAGCGGGGCACGCAGCCAGCUGGUGGCCCUGCUGAUGGGGCUCAGCGGAAGGGAUAGUUGUGCCCAUCUGUCCCGCGUGCUCACCGAGCUACUGGUGGAGCUGGACGCCCUGGACGUGUCGGGGAACGCGGCAGUCAGGAACUACCGCAAGCAGGUGGUGGAGGAGAUCAACGGGCUGCUCAAACACCUGGACCUGGAGGGAGAGGGAGACGACACGCGCAGGUACGACUUGGCGCAAAAUGACUCCAUACGUCAGAUUGAGGCGGUGCGGGGUCGUGUGUGCCAGCUGCGCGGCGAGGUCCUGCGACAUUGUGGAGUGGGUGACCUCUUCAGGCCCAAACCUGAGCUGCAGAGUCUACUCACCCAUCUGGACCAGGUAGACACAGCCCGUAACCCCUGUAUCCGUGAGGCACGCCGGAGAGCUGUGCUGGAGGUCCAGGCUGUCAUCACCUUCCUGGACCUCCGCGAGGCCCUGAUCUGCCGCCAGCCCUGCCAGAAUGAGCCCCAACAACACAGGGCGGUGUGGAUGGUCCUGGGCAGCCUUUCAGACCUCCAGGCCCAGGUACUCUGCUUCGAGGGCAAGCGGGCUGACAAGAACUACAUUUUGCUGGAGGAGCUUCUGACAAAACAGCUGCUGGCUCUGGAUGCGGUUGACCCUCAGGGUGAUGAGAUGACCAAGGUGGCCCGCAAGCAGGCAGUCAAGUUUGCUCAGAACAUCCUCAGCUAUUUAGACAUGAAGACCGAUGAAUGGGAAUACUGAUAUAGCAGGAGUAUAAGUAGGUCAACUAUUAAAUUGUAUGCACAAUGGUGCAUCAUCACUAAGAGUUGGGGGUGUGUAAAUAUUGACUAAAUCCCAGAAUGCACUGCAGCAGCGCUUUUUGUCUCUUUGUUGUCAUUGUCGCUGGCCUGUGGGAAUAAAAAAUCCCAACCUGAUAACUUUCUUUUUGUGAAACACACUUUUGAAGAAUAGUGUUACAACAAAUUGUGCUUUUGAAAGUUUACAGAGCAUCUUUUUGGAAAAUGUCUGUAUGUGUGAGUUUUGAUCAGUGUUGUUGUCUGGUGUGUGUGUGGUUGUAAAGUCUGUGGCGAAAAGCACUAAAGCCUGUUGUGGUGGUCAGAGUAGUUAACAUCCAGUCAUAUAGUCAGUUUUUUUCUAAAGCUGGAGUGGAACUAGAGUAAUUGAAAUUCAGUGGUAUCCAUGUUGAACUUAUUUACUUUGGAGGUCAGUUGUAAAUGAACCCAUCCAAAUGAUGUCUGGAAAAUCUUUAUUUACGGAGAUACAGAGUAUACAUCAGCACUGUGACAUAUCUUCCUUUGUUCAUGUUGCCUCUCCAUUGCUCUGUCGCUUUUCCUGGUAAUGCUUUAAUCUGUCCUUCUGCUUCAAACUCCCAUGUACCUGGUUGUACCCAGCUGGUGCUGACAGCAGUUCAGAUAAAGGAACAUGAGAGAAGCUUUGCCCAAUGUCUUACAGUUAUGAGGUGGAAGAUGGGUCUGGAACUAAGAUUUAAACUGCCUGUGUAAAACUUCAUUAACUUGGAGGGUUAGUUAAGAGGCCUUGUAAAGAUUUAUGUUUUGUCUUAUUUGUAGCUAUAUGUUGAUUGUGACUUGAUUGCAAGGCUGUAUCCUGUCCCUAUUGAAUUGAGUGAAGAGGAAAUUGUGAGCAUGGUUUUCGUCUCUGUCGAUUUCUGUUAUCUGUGUCACAGAGCCCUGUGGUCGCUGAUUUGGCAUCUAUUAUUAUAGCUGGUGAAAAUGAUCACAGUGGACAGACAGGUCAGUAUAAAACUUCUGUAGAGCUGCGGCUCAGGUAGGUAGGGAGCUAUUCACAAACAAAAACAAUAGCCCAUUUCUGUGCCUUCCUUUUUACCUUUCCCUGCUGAUGUUUAUAUCUGAAAUAGAUCAACCCCAAGCAUACUCCAGACAGAAAUUAGGAGGGACUGGCUAUUUCCCUUUACAAACAAUUAGGAAUGCACAAAAACUAGAAAACAACACUAGAUGUGAGAUUUAGGAGCACCUAUACUUAUAUUGCUGUUUUAAAUUUGCACUUUUUACUCAUUCUCAGUAUUUCAGCUCUGACUUUUAUAAACCGCAUGGCAUGGAUGGCUGGCUGAUAGUCCUAAGAGCAUGAACAGUCCUAACAUCUCCCAGAGAAUGCCCAUACUCAUUUAACCCUUCUGCUGCUGUAGAAAAACAUGGCAAGUGAAAUUCAACUUCAGUCAUGGGUCGUCAGGCUGAACAUUUUGAUUUAAUUAGACCAUGUUCAGUGUUGGCCUUGUAAUGGUGUUCACAGCAAACCCUAAUGUGCUCUCAAACCAACCAAUAAUGCUCUAAAUGGAAUGUCCGUCUUCUAUGUUUCUGUCAAUUUGACCAUUCCUUGUUUAUAACCAUAACAACACAAAAUCGUAUUCUUUUCUAAGCAUAUCCAUCUUGGUGAAAUACCCAACAUAUGUUAUCUUACUCUGUCCCUGUUUCUUGCUUUAUCCAUGCAUUCUUUGGUGUUGGAUGGGAAGUCUUGUAUAAAGGUUAUCCGCAGGUCAUUGGUCAGCCAAACCCCUAGUAUAAGGCCAGACCAGAGGCUAAAUGCCACCCACUCAUAUUCUUCUCAUACCAAACAUUAAGCCAUGUUCACAUACCAUUAGGUGUGCUUAUCAAUCACUCCUAACAUUGUGAGCAUGGUUGCUCACAACAUAUAGCAAAAAUAGAAAAUCUUAAUGCGAUGUGUUGUAUUAGCUAUGUAGGCUAUGCAUUAAUUGCAUCCAGUGUUUGAAAGCUAAUGCAUAAUGUAUGCUGAUCUGUCUGACCAUGACUGGUUUUGGGUGAGUAAACAAAUUACAUGAAACAUUGUAGGGGUAGAAUGUAGAAUUUUGGCAAUGAAGAAUGUUAUGUUUAUUAAAAUCUUCCAAGUACCAAAGCUGAUUUAUUUAAAAGACACUUUAGGUUCCUUCCACUGUUUGAAAAUGGCAGGCAUGUGUCUUUGGGGUUCAGUAUUAAAUGUUUUAAUUUACAAUGUUUCUCCAGUCGCCUUCAAUUUAAGUUGAUUGUGAAAGGCAAUGCUGUGUUUCUCAUUCAAGAUGCGCUUGUACAAAAGCACACUGAGGUUGAAAUGAUGAUAAAUGCUUCUAUAAUAGGUUUGUUGAACUUUUUAAUUCCAACCCCAAAAUAAAGAGGGUAUGUCCCAGAUGUAGUUGUGUAUAUAACUUAUUUGUAUUUAUAUUUAUAACUUUUUUUUUUUCAUACCUGGAUAUUGCUUUUCCAAUGACACUAGAAAUGGGUAGACGUAAAAGGUCUGUUAACCUUUAACUAGUAAUACAAUAUUUAAAGUUUUCCAUUGGAAGUAGUGUAUCCUGCUAGAUUUGUACCUCCGAUGUACUUUGUAUAUGAUGUGGGCUACAGAUUUCAAAGACAAUAAAGCCCGAAUUAUCACCCAUGUAA